This is a messenger RNA of Hevea brasiliensis (rubber tree), 2539 nucleotides long. RefSeq lists its product as uncharacterized. The record is from RefSeq and is a predicted model, not a curated record. Bases 271 to 2295 code for a protein of 674 amino acids. The transcript has 7 exons. Lineage: Eukaryota; Viridiplantae; Streptophyta; Magnoliopsida; Malpighiales; Euphorbiaceae.
AUUUUCUCAUCUCCAUUUUUAGCCCUAAUAGUACACCUCCUCUCUCUAGCCUCCACCUCGCCGCACACAUGCUCUUCACUUCCAAACUCUUCAGUCUCCUUUACUUUCCCUCACUUUCUCCCUCCAAAUCCUCGCUUCCCCUCAUCGGUUUCUCCGACAGCGCGUCAAAACGGCCCCGUUCUGCUCGCUCUUGACCCUGUCGUUCCAGAUCGCGAGGUAUGUGCCGUUGGUUGUUAUCAAUUUGCUCGCUGUGAGGUCUAACUAUUGGUUAUGGAUGCUGUGGAGUUGAAUUAUCCUGUGGAUGUGGCGGCAACGAAGCUCAUGGGAUCGGAAGGGUCUGGUGGAGAUAGGGUUACGGUGAUGGAGGCGGAGGCUGCGGCUUGCGAGUCGAGCCGUGAGCUGUGCAACUCUUUGCGUAGUGAAAAAGAAGUGACAAGCACAGCAAAUUUUUUGGAGUCAACACCAUUGAAUAAGGCUCCAGAUUCUGAACUUUGUCGGCAUGCUAGCCAGCUGCCCAGCUUUCUGAGUGAAGGUGUGUCUAAACAGCGCCGUUGUGAUGGUGCCAAUGGGCCUUCACGGGUUCCAAGGCCUGAAGAAGUGCAGGUACAGCGAAAAUCAGGACAAAUGUCAAGAAGUGGUAGUGGAUGUCAUAAAAGACCAUGGAUAGCUCUAUCAGAAGAUACUACAGGUCCAGCUGCAGUUGAUGACACGAAGGUUCCGUCUGAUAAGCUGGGAUCACAUCCGACAAAAUGUGACUCUCAAGAGAAAGCUCAUUCGUCAAGACAAAAGAACAACUGCGGCAGCAAACGAGGGGAUAGGAGAAAUUUCAAAGUUUCCACAAAGGUUAAAUAUGAUUCCUUCUCUGUGAAGGCCAGUUUGGCGAACUUCAAUUCUGCUGCUGCGGGGAACAACUUAUUUGGAUUGUAUGGUCUGAAGACAGAUGUCCAUGACAUAACAAAACUUGUAGAUGAUUUAUCAUUGAAUGAUCUCCUUCAAGGCACUUAUGAGUGUCCUAGCUUGGGCAAAGACAGGGGAAAGAAAGCAACAAACACAACUGAACAUAUUCUGCAUUCAGUAAGAAAGGCUUGCUCUAUUCUUCAGCUACCUACGUCUGUGCAGUUCCACAAUUUUGCUGAGAUAGAUACUUAUUCCAAUGAGAAAGUCCCCACAUGCCAAUCUAGCUCUAUUUCUAUUGUGGGAAAUGGAGAUAAUGGUGAUUCAUCUACAACAGAUCUAUCUUCAUCUAACAAGUUACAGGAUUCUUGUGGCAGGUCUGAAAUUCCUGCUAAUUUGCUCAAUUUUUCAUUUGACCAACCUAAAGAUACAUUGGAACGCUUAGCACUUCCUCCACCCAAGGAUUUGGAGUCUUUGCUUCUGGAUGCAGCCAAGCCUGCUGUAUCUUCAAGGAAUGCUCCUGAUCCACGUACAGGCAAGCAAACAUCUCGCCGGCCAAGCUUGUCACCUUUUCCCUGGUCACAAACUUUUAGUGGGCAUUGUAGAACCAAUUCUGAUGCAGUUAAGCUUUUAGCAAGUAGGAGCACAUGCCAAGGUAGAUGGGUGAAAAUGGGAAACUCUCUCAAUUCACUUGGGAUUACCUCUAGUUGUUUUACAAAUUUGGAGUCCUUUGCAUAUGAUGAGACCCUAGUUCCUUCAAGUGGACCAAAGCUGGCUAUCCUAGAAAGUAAUUUUGCUUCAUCUAUGUCUGUUACUCAUUGCGAGUGGGGUUCAUCAAUAGCAGCAGCUUCUAUGACAUGCCACAUUCAUCUAGGCAAUACUUGCAUGAAGGAAUCAUCUUUAAACCUCAAGAAUGAAGGAAAUGUUGAACAUUGUCCAAGAGUACUAGCAGCUGCUCAAACCUUGUGUGAGAUUACCACAAGUACCUCGAGGCUAAACCAAGUUGGAAUGAAGUGGCCAAAAAAGCCUUCACAAAAGGUGAUGAAAGCUCGCAAAUCAAAAUCAAAUGAGAAACAUGAAGAAUUGUUUGCAUCAUCCACUUUGAUUAGAAAUGUGGACCAAACAUUGACCUCUAAGAGGCCUAGACUCUCAACAAGUGAGAACAAGAAGGAUGUUGUGCAUAUCAAUGGCGUGCGAAAGGGCCCAAUAAAUUGGUCUACGCCGAAGUCGAGUAGAUCAUCGCCCAACAAAUCAGUUAGGGACUCGAGUGCCUACAGUGUAAAGCAGUCAUGCAUGAUGCCACCGCCAGCAAAGGUUCUGAAUAGAGCUUGCAACGGCCAACAAAAGGUACGUAAAUUAAUGCGAAUGGAUUGGAACCGGGAACGUGACAGGCAGGAUUGAUAAAAUGCCAUUCCCAGCUAUUGGGAUGAGUCAUUGCUGGCGCUGCAUGACCUGCCAAACUGGGUUGAUGUAUAUAGCGGGGUUGUUGUAGGGUUACACUGUAGGUGAGAUGGAAUCUGUUGUAACCGUUGAUCGAGCGUUGAACAGGGAUGUUGUAACAUUAAGGAGACUUGUAGUUCACAGCAGAGAAAUUCUUUGCCUUGUGUAGAGCAUUUAUGAGGCAAUAGAAAUUUCAGUUUUUUCA